Chelonia mydas (Green sea turtle) is the source of this 2049-nucleotide messenger RNA. RefSeq names its product peroxisomal biogenesis factor 11 beta (gene PEX11B). Gene Ontology annotation, cellular component: peroxisomal membrane. The coding region runs from base 82 to 822 and encodes 246 amino acids. The transcript is spliced from 6 exons. NCBI's taxonomy places the organism in Eukaryota, Metazoa, Chordata, Testudines, Cheloniidae. The record is from RefSeq and is a predicted model, not a curated record. Gene Ontology annotation, biological process: peroxisome fission; regulation of peroxisome size.
AUCAGGACCCUGUAAUGAGCUCCCCUAGGAAGCCCCGAAGACCUCGGGCCUGGCUGUGCCUGGAGGAGGGCCACCAGCACCAUGGAUUUCUGGGUGCAGUUCAGUGCCCAGAGCCAAGCCAAGGAGCGGGUUUUCAGAGCCGCUCAGUAUGCCUGCACUUUGCUCGGCUACACGCUGCAGAAGAAUGGAGCGAGUGCUGAUUUCCUCAACAGGAUCAAACAGCUUGAGGCUCACAUGAGCCUGGGGCGCAAGCUGUUCCGGCUGGGGAACUCAGCGGAUGCCCUGGAGUCGGCGAAGCGAGCCAUUCACCUCUCAGAUGUGGUCUUGCGCUUCUGCAUCACUGUCAGCAACCUGAACAGAGCCAUGUACUUCGCCUGUGACAACAUCCUGUGGGCGGGGAAGUCGGGCCUCCUCCCUCACAUGGACCAGGAAAAGUGGAGCCAGCGAUCCUUCAGAUAUUACUUCUUUGCGCUGAUCCUGAACCUGAGCAGGGACGCCUACGAGAUCCGGCUCCUGAUGGAGCGGGAGGCGUGCGGGAAGCGUCCGAAGGGCAGCGAGACCAGGCACGUGCUCCGAGCAGACAGCAGUCUCCAGCAGCUGGUGCUGAGGCUGAAAGUCCAGCUGCACCUUCUUGUGCACGUACUGAGGAGCAACCCCCCUCUGCUUGUGGACGUGGUGAAAAACGCCUGCGAUAUCUUCAUCCCGCUGGACAAGCUGGGGCUGUACAAGACCAACCCAGGUUUUGUGGGGCUGUGCGGCCUUACCUCUUCCAUCCUCUCUAUCCUCACCAUCGUUCACCCCUGGCUCAAACUUAAACCUUAAUAGGGAGGACUCACUGGUUGGUAGAGAGAUGUGGAGCCUUUGCCUCUAUGUUGCUGGUUCAAGGCCAGCUCAGGAUGUUAGGGGCCCAAGGCUGCUACCAUCCAGUGGCUGGUACACACUGAAUUUUGGGGGUGGGGGCUCGAUCCUGUGAUAGAACAAGUGUUCACGGUCCGUCACCAGAAUUGAUACUAAUUCACGGCCUCAGCCAGGGAUUGGAUGAACCAUGGAGACUGAGCUCCCCUCUUGUCCCUACAGGAGUUCCGUGCCUCGGUUUCCCCAUCUGUAAAGCCAGGAGGUAGCGAGUAGGGAGGCCUUUGUUGCUGCUGCCCGUGUUCUACCUGGUCUAUGGAUACAGAGUGGACUUCGGUCUCUGCGGCUGGUCCAUCUGGCACCUUUCACGUGGAAGUCCUUUUUUAAAUAUAACACUUGAAGUAUUGUGAGUAACAAGUGCCUGGAGUUCAUGGCUAGAGACUCCUGAGGUGAAUUGCUAAGCCCCGGUUUAUUAGGCAUGCCAGAUAACUUUGAAAGGUGCCGGGGAAGCUCGCCGAGUAAUGGCACUUAACAGUGAUGACAUGGUAUGUCCUAGUUGCGCUGGUGGAGUGCAGGCUGCAGCAUUCCCAGCCGUUUCCUUUGGAUGCCGUCCCCAGUUCUGACACCUCCGCCGUGCCUGGAAACCGUGGAUUUUCCUGCUGCCCUGGCAGCAACAUUAGGUUAGGUUUGAUGCUAGUAAAAUGAAGGUAAACAGCAAUAUUCAAUCUCUCCUCCUGCCUCUCCUAUUUGUUUCAGCCUUGCUCUGUUUUUCCAUUGUUUAUAAAGCACGCAGGGAUGUUCAGGUGUGGAGCAGGGUGACCUGUGAAAGCGGGUAAGUGAAACUGACAUGGUGCGCACCAAUUUGCAGCAAUGCGUAGAGACCGUAAGAUGGGGUGUAAUCUCAGCGCAGGGACAGGACUGAGGACUCCUGGUUCUGUUUUUUUUUCUUGUGCCCUGAAUGACUGUGGACCUUCAUGUCUCUGUGCCUCACUUCCCCACCUGUAAAGUAGGAAUGACACAGACCUACCCUCCUGUUCACCCAGCUAGCCAAAUGCUCACCCAGCUGUUUUUUUAAUGGCUUCUUUGGUGUACUUUAAUAAACUGGAGAGGAGGAGAAAACAAAUGGUGCAAUGCUAACUUUGAAUGGAAAUCUGUAUUGAGAUUGUUUUCAUAAUAAACGUACGUGCUGAUCUGAAA